Messenger RNA from Pungitius pungitius (ninespine stickleback), 881 nucleotides. RefSeq names its product COMM domain containing 7 (gene commd7). Gene Ontology annotation, biological process: negative regulation of DNA-templated transcription; tumor necrosis factor-mediated signaling pathway. Gene Ontology annotation, molecular function: NF-kappaB binding. Lineage: Eukaryota; Metazoa; Chordata; Actinopteri; Perciformes; Gasterosteidae. Bases 71 to 670 code for a protein of 199 amino acids. The transcript is spliced from 9 exons. The record is from RefSeq and is a predicted model, not a curated record.
ACACGGAGCACUUGGCCGCGCAUGCGCACAAACGAACCAGGAAAAGGAGAGAAACAGACAGGAAAGAAAGAUGCUGCUUCAUUUCACUAAAGACGUUCUGCCGGAUUCUGUCAGCACCGACUUUCAAAACCUCAACAAACUCAACGAACAGCAAUUUCAUCGUCUGAUAGAGAUUCUGUUCCAGUUCCUCCUUGAGUCCAAAGAGACGGAGAGGUUCAUGCAGCUGCUCGGCGAGUUUGCAGGGGAACAUGGGAUGAGUGCCGGCCCUCUGAAGAACCUGAUGAAAAGCGUCCUCCUCCUGCCGCAGGGCGCCCUGAAGAAAAACCUGACAGCUGAGCAGAUUAAAGAAGACCUUUUGACACUAGGACUAAGCGAAGAAAGGUCGGCCCACUUUUCCCAGCAGUGGGGGGAGCACUACGCGGCGCUGUCCAGGCUCGGCGUGGCACAGACUCUGAUGGUCAAUCAGCUCGUUGACAUGGACUGGAAGUUUGGAGUGACUGUGGGCACCAGUGAAAUACAGAAAGUGGGCAAUAUCUUUCUGCAGUUAAAGCUUGUCGUCAGAAAGGGGAAUUCCACUGAAAACGUCUACAUGGAAUUGACGCUCCCACAGUUUUACAACUUCCUACACGAGAUGGAGAGAGCCAAGGCCAGCAUGGAGUGUUUCAGCUGAGUGCGAGUGUGUGUGUGUGUGUGUGUGCGUGAGUGAAUUUGAAUGUACGACCAUGUGUGUUCAUGCCCGGCUGUGACUGAGGAGCGGUGUGUGUCAUGUAUUCCGUGUGGGUCUGUGUGUGGCCCUGACUGAAGCUCAACACAUUUAAUUUGCUGGCAGACAUUUCUACUCAAAUAAACAUGGAUUAAAAAAAAAGAAAAACUGUUUUCUC